Molecule: messenger RNA, 930 nt
Organism: Cynocephalus volans (Philippine flying lemur)
Lineage: Eukaryota; Metazoa; Chordata; Mammalia; Dermoptera; Cynocephalidae
Product: olfactory receptor 4C12-like
Exons: 1
Coding region: 1-930 (309 amino acids)
Biological process (GO): G protein-coupled receptor signaling pathway
Cellular component (GO): plasma membrane
Molecular function (GO): olfactory receptor activity; G protein-coupled receptor activity
Source: RefSeq, a predicted model, not a curated record
AUGGAAUAUAAAAGGAACAUGACUGAAUUCAUUUUAUUAGGUCUUACACAGAACCCCAAAAUGCAGAAAGUCAUUUUUGUGGUGUUUUCGGUUCUGUACAUGGUAACGCUCUCAGGCAACCUGCUCAUUGUGGUCACCUUUACCACCAACCAGGCUCUGAGCUCCCCCAUGUACUUCUUCCUGACCCAUCUGUCCUUGAUAGACACUAUUUAUUCUUCUUCUUCAGCUCCUAAGCUGAUUGUGGACUCCCUUCGUGAGAAGAAAAUCAUCUCCUUCAGUGGGCGUAUGGCUCAAGUCUAUGCAGAACACAUUUUUGGUGCUACUGAGAUCAUCCUGCUGACAGUGAUGGCCUAUGACCGCUAUGUGGCCAUCUGCAAACCUCUGCACUAUACGACCAUCAUGAGCCACAGGCUGUGCAUUCUCCUGGUGGGAGUGGCCUGGACUGGAGGAUUUCUCCAAGCAACCAUUCAGAUCCUCUUUACAGUCUGGCUGCCCUUCUGUGGCCCCAAUGUCAUAGACCACUUCAUGUGUGAUUUGUACCCUUUGUUGAAACUUGUGUGCACAGACACUCAUACCCUUGGUCUCUUUGUUGCUGCCAACAGUGGACUCAUCUGCCUGUUAAACUUCCUCCUCUUGAUGGUAUCCUAUGUGAUCAUCUUGUGUUCCCUCAAGAACUAUAGCUCAGAAGGGAGGUGCAAAGCCCUCUUUACCUGUGCCUCUUAUAUCACAGUGGUCAUCUUAUCCUUUGUGCCCUGUGUAUUUGUGUACCUGCGCCCAGUGACUACUCUGCCCAUUGACAAAGCUGUUGCUGUCUUUUAUACUAUGGUGACCCCUAUGUUAAAUCCUUUAAUCUACACCCUCAGAAAUGCUGAGGUUAAAAAUACAAUAAGGAAACUGUGGAGAAAAAAAAUGACUUCGGAUAAUGACUAA